Messenger RNA from Spirometra erinaceieuropaei, 3092 nucleotides. NCBI's taxonomy places the organism in Eukaryota, Metazoa, Platyhelminthes, Cestoda, Diphyllobothriidea, Diphyllobothriidae. The record is from the annotation of a GenBank genome assembly.
AUGGAGCUUCUUGGGAGUUCAUAUGUGGGCGACUAUAAAAACAAACGGUAGGCCUAUAAGUUGUUGAUAUUGGAGAUUUAGCAUGGAGGGGAAAGGAACCUACAAGUUGCCGACUGGUGCACAAUAUGAGGGUGAGAUGAAGGACGGGAUGUUCCAUGGAGAGGGCGUCUUGUACUUCACCGAUGGCAGCAAGUAUGUCGGACACUUCGUGAAUGGAUAUCCCGAUAAAGUUAGUUUCGCCAUUUAAACAAUAAAUAAAGGGAAAAUAUUACUUUGCAGAUGGCCUUGAAUACAACGAAGAAUGCUGGACAUAUUGUGAUGGACACGAUAGAAGAUUCUAUACAGAAAUUCUGAAUGGGCUUCAACCCGCAGGUAUAGCUUUGACGGAACAAUUGAAUGAAUUUAACAUUUAUUCGCAUGUUCUAUGUUUCGGGCUCACAUGCUGUCUAGACCUUAAAUGCGGUUGGUAAGCAUGCGGGUGUGGUAACUGUGUGCCAAACUUCAAUUGAAGUUAACUCAGCUUUUCUUGCAUGAAAAGAUGUAGAACACAAAACAGCGGAGUAAAAAUGAGAAGAUAAAAUAUGCUGACUUUUGGUUAAAAGAGCGAUAAACCACUAGACUGAGAAACGAACUAAUUUAGUUCCGAACUUGAAAUUACUAUGCGAGCCUAUGGAUAUAAACAUAUACUUGGGAAGAAUUCAACGUGCGUGUCAAAUCGACAGAAGAUUUGGGACAUAAUUAUAACUAAAUGUAAUCAGUCACGCUGUUUGCUGACCGCGCUGAUGAAAGCUGCUUCUAAAACUUGUGCUGAUUUCUGUAGAAACUAACAUCGCUACCAUGCGCAGAGGAAAAACCAGGAUCGUGUUUUCUAUUUGAUCCGUUGAUUUUUGUUAUAAGUAGGUUUUAUUAUCGCUCGCAUAGAAGGAAAUGAUGAAUGUGAGCAGUUUAAAAUCCACCAAUUUGCAAAAAAACACAAAGAUAGUUAUCUUAUCGAACUCAGGACGUGACUGGGCAGGGUUGAUUAUAACAGUUUGACAAUUCAGUUAGUGAUCUUUCCGUAGUGCUCACUAAUGUUUAUUGUUCGAUUGCUCUUCUUCUCCAAAGCUGCAUCUAUUAUACCCUACAUUAGAUUGCCGUCAGAAGUGAUUAGUUUGAAGUUUCAGUGACGAUGACUAUCUGUAGGGAAAUACGAUCCAGACUAAUUCUGUCUGCGAGUGUACAAGCUAAAUCAUUAAGGCUGUCUGAUGAAUAGUUUGCAACAAGACAUCCAUAACUGUUUAUAGGACGAAGACUUACCAACCUCUUUUAUCAAAAAUUUGAGACAAUACCCACUGAAAUUUUUCAACAGGUAUCUUAACGAAAUAACUGGGGACAAAAAGGUUAAAAUGCUUCAACAUAACUCGAGGUUUAGGUUGCUUAGAAAAGUAAUAACCAGUAAUCAUAACACGUCUGUUGCUUUUGAAAUAUUCGGAAGAAAAUCUAAGUGGGUCUCCUAUGUAAAGCCCAAAAUGCUUUGUCGAUAUUCAUCAAUAAUUGCCGGAAAUAGUGGUACCUGUUUGUCUCCCUACGUAAUUCACCUUACCUGACUUAAAAUGAAGUCGACAAACUGAUUGAAUAAAUCAAUGUCCGCCAAGAAUAUAGUUUGAAGGAUGCAUUCUACUCAGAAUCAGGACAGCCUGUAAGACUUAUUUUGCAGUAAUAUUGCACAAACAUUUAGUGUAGGCGCUUUCAGUCAUUUUUCAACAGCAAUAUUUUCGCACAAAUAUUUGGAUCGCAUAAUUUAAACGUAGAUCGUAUUAAAAGGAACAACAUGAGUAAUAACAGCCUAAAUUGUGUGGGAACUAUGCGAUCAAAAUUAAUUUGAAAACGUACAUGACUGUUUUAGUGAAAUAACAGUUACGUAAGUCCUCUAUUUCGGAGCAGUCAGUCAGUAUGACAAUGGCAACAUGACCUCAGUUUUGCUUUUUCCAUUCAUUAUGCCACGUUCACUCACCGUCAUCUCUGUUACUUAAUCAAUAUCAAUCAAGCAAUUUUAAAAGUUUCUUCCAAAAUGCCGUUAUAUGUGCCAGACUAACCCCGGGUAAGACAAACUUUUUCACCGUCAUCUUUGUUUUUUUAUCAACAUCACUCAAGCAAUUUUAAAUGUUUCUUCCAAAAUGCCAUUAUAUGGGCCGAACUAACCCCGGCUAAGACAAACUUUUUCACCUGGGCCUCUCGUCUUACGCUUAAGAACGAGCUCUUUGAAAAACAACGCUAACAUCUCUUGUUUAUCAUUGAUGGGAGUCUAAAACGUGGUUUCUGGCAAAGUUUUCACUGAUUACGUCUUGAAGUAUCCAAUUAAGCCACUGGGAAGUAACUGUUGAUCAUGCAGAAAAAGUGUACACUGCUUAUUUCGAGAACAGCAGCCCAUGUAGGUACUACUUCUGUUACCAAUUUAAAAAUUCAUUUUCCUGCUAUUAUCACCCAGUCUUGAUUACUGAAACUAUGCAAACAGGCCAUUUUAGCUGUGAAAGUGCAAGCCUAUCGUAUAGGUCUUGUGUUUUGUAUGCUAACGUCAAGAAAUCAUAAGGUACAUUUCCCCUCUAAUGAAUUCGACAAAGAAAAUAUUUAAAUGUUCUUCAAAUUUUUACAGGUUUUGUCCCGUUAUUCCACCUACCUAUCGACAAACGGUCGUAGUAUUCCCCUGCCUGUAAAGCGUUUUGAUUGCAACAAUCGUUUUUGUAAAAUCAAAACUUAGCGGCCCUUGGCUGUUAUAAGUUUCUGUCGCUCCUUCUGAAACUUCUAGGUAGGACCAAUCUCACAAACGGACCAACGAGGAAGAUUCCACCCCACUGUUAUGACACUGGCGAUGGGUUUUAUGACCCAAAGCACAGGAUUGUUUUUGAUUAUGAAAUGAGUUUUCUUCGAAAUGCAGGUGGGUGUCAAAAUUGUAUUGAAGUUAUUUUUGCAAAGAUAAUGAAGAACACGAAUGGAUUAUCAAAAAUUGUCGAAAGGACACGGACGACUUUGUUAAUAAAAAAUACGACGCUUGCGCGGAUAUAAUGGGAGAAGCAUUUCAGUCAGAUGCUUGUAAUAACCGUAAAAAUAAUUAG